Messenger RNA from Protopterus annectens (West African lungfish), 1528 nucleotides. RefSeq names its product thioredoxin domain containing 17 (gene TXNDC17). The record is from RefSeq and is a predicted model, not a curated record. The transcript is spliced from 4 exons. Bases 108 to 479 code for a protein of 123 amino acids. Gene Ontology annotation, cellular component: cytosol. Lineage: Eukaryota; Metazoa; Chordata; Ceratodontiformes; Protopteridae. Gene Ontology annotation, molecular function: protein-disulfide reductase [NAD(P)H] activity.
UUUAAAAAGAAAGACAGGGAGUCAGUCUGAGACGGGAGCAACCUCCAGUCCUGUCAGCUAAUAAUCAGCAUUUUUUGAUCAGGAAGUGGUAGUUACGUUGGUAGGCAAUGGCUGGCUUUGAAGAAUUGAGUGUACGUGGUUACGAUGAGUUUGUGAAAGCUGUAGAGCAGCAUAAGGGCAAACUCGUUUUUGCUUAUUUCUCAGGCAGUAAAAAUGAAGCUGGAGAGAGUUGGUGCCCUGACUGUGUGAAAGCUGAACCAGUAGUGCGGAAACAGAUGAAGAACUUGCCAGAAGGCUCCGUGUUUAUUUACUGCCAAGUUGGAGAAAGACCUUACUGGAAGGAUCCCAGCAACGAGUUCCGGAAAAAUCUGAAGUUGACAGGAGUUCCUACACUUCUAAAAUGUGGAACUCCUAGGAAAUUAGUAGAAGAGGACUGUAUGAAGGAGGAUCUUGUUGAGAUGUUGUUCGCUGAAGACUGAUGGUGGCAAGAAGUUCUUUUACACAGCAAUAUGGAAUCUUGUUUGUUUUUCUGGCAUCUUCCAACUUCUAUAUCUCCUUCAGCACUGUAAAAAAUAGAUUAUGUCAGACUGCUGAAUUUUAAUAAAGCUGCAACAAUUCUAUUUCAGGUAUACUGAAAGGGAAAGCGAGCAAUCAUGGAAAAGAUUGUAUAAAUCAGAGUAAGAGUUUUUUAUGAAUCAGAGUUGCUGACAAUUUAUUGCAGUAUUAUCAACACCUUCAAAUUAUAAUUCAUUAUUCAGAAAGGUAAAUGCCACUAGUAGGGGAUGUGAGGAAGCAGUAUUAGUGAGGAUGGAAGGAAAGGGAAGAAGGUCCAUUUAUGAGAUUAGAGUAAUAUUUCAUUUCAUUAUAAAGCAGCUUUGCAGGGUAUGCUUUACAGUGAUGGUUACCAAAGUCUACAGCACACUUGACUGCUUAUUUAAAAAAAAAAAUCGAUUUCCUGGCUACUACUAUUGUCCCCUUUUUUCCCCCUGAAGGGCUGGAAUGCUUCAUAGCACUGUUUUUUGUAAUGUGUAGCAGUAGAUGUUUACAAGAGUAUUAGUUUUGAAAGUUGUCCACAUUGCCAAGAUCUGCUGGUAUCAUUCAGAAUAGUAUUAAUAAUAAACUUGGCAGGUGUUUCACUCUUUUUUUAAACAUCUAGCUCAUCAGAGGCAUGAUUUUAUUUCUUUAAGGAAACUUGUGUGGUGGUGGUUGUAAUAAAUGUUAUCAACAUAUCAGCUGAUGUGGACUACAGUCCACAUUCAUGCUGACCAUGUUGUAAGAAGCUGUGGUCCUGGGGUAUCAUAAUAGCUGGUCACAGUGCAAUAGUGCAAAGCUGUCUUGCAGAAAAGUACUUGUGUGAGCUGAAGAUUGCGUGCACACAAUUUUUUUAUGCUGUUGUAUUUGAUCCAUUUAUUAAAAAAACUUGGUCUAUUACAUUUGUUUUUUAGACUAUUUUUGAUUGCUUUCUAUAAAGCAUACUGUUGAAGUUAUGGGAUCUCUUGCAAAAGAAAUAAAUGCUUUUCACAUGAUA